UAUUGUAUAGAAUCUUAUAGGAAUAUUCUAUCUUUGUAAUGUAUAUAUAUAGGGACUUAACCCUCCAAUGAAAUACACAGAAAAUCCUUCUCUCCAUUCUUAAUAUCAUUGUAGUUUAUAUUUCAACAUGGUAUCAGAGCCUUCCAUUUUAGUUUAGUUUUUCAGAUUUGAGUUUGAUUUUCAGACUGAAUUCUCAAGAACCUGAGUUCAGUCUUUAGAUUAUUCAGAACAUUCAGACACUGGUCUGUCUCCAAAUUCUUCUUCAGGGAUUUCAGUUUUCAGAUUCUUCAGGAACUUGUGUUCAGUUUUUCAGAUUCUUCAGAACCUCAAGACAGAUCCUCUACAGAACCUCUAUUUCAGAACCUUUCAGAACCUUAGUACAGUCCAAAUCCCCCAUCUCCUCCAGACCCGACCAUAUUCCAGGCGAGCUUCAAUCAAUUACCUAUCUCACCUCUAUUCUGGUGCGCUGCCAUCAGAUCAAUAGAUCACCAGCUAAUCUGAUUGUGCUUCAACGUCGCCGGCCGUUCAUAAAUAUCGCCUCGACUUCCCGACGCAGUUGAGCUUGGACCAUCUCAGCCUCACCAGCUAGCUCUGCCAUCGCCUCUACCCCAGGUAUACUUUUCUUCUCUUUUGUUCUUUCUCUAGAAAGGGAAGAUAGUGAUAGGAGGUCUGGUGGUUGGUCGAUCGCUGGGUCUCGCAUAUCUCCAGACAUCCGUUCCUGCUGGGGUCGUUCGCAGGUGAUUGUUCGCAUGUGCUAUCUGCUGGGAUCUUGCAUCAGAUCUGCGCGUUAAGUUUGGAGCGCAGCAAUAAAAAAGCCCAAGUUGGAUAUUUUAUUCUCCAAAUUUUAAAUCCAAAGCUGCGACAAUUUGACAAAGGAGUAAUAUGCAAUUACUGCAAGAAGCCCGGGCACUUCAUCAAAGAAUGUAGGAAAUUGCUAUUCAAGAAUCAAGGAAAUCAGCUUGGUUAUGUUGCUUCCACUACCAGUUCAUCUGAUAGAGCAAUUGUUGUUUCUUCAGACGAAUAUGCCAAAUUUAUUUCCUACCAAGAAUUUCUAAAGCAUUCAUCUGUCCCUAUCUCGGUAGUCGCUAAUCCAAGUAUUUCAAACACAUGUCUUGUUUCCUCAUCCUCGAAAUGGGUCAUUGACUCAGGUGCCACAGAUCAUAUGACUGGUAAUCUUAAUCUAUUUUCAUCAUUUCAUUCAUAUUUACCUACUUCUAGUGUCACUUUAGCUGAUGGAUCAACCUCACAUGUUCUUGGAUCUGGUACUGUUGUCCCAACUUCUACACUACCAUUAUCACAUGUUCUGAGUCUUCCUAAUUUUUCAUUUAAUCUGCUUUCCAUCAGCAAAAUCACGCGUACUCUUAAUUGUUUUUUAACAUUUUUUCCUGGAUAUUGUGUGUUUCAGGAUCUGUUAACGAAGCAGACUAUUGGUAAAGGACAUGAGUCAGCUGGUCUUUAUAUUUUGGAUACAUCAAUCACAAAAGGUAUCUCUUGUCUUGGGGUCGGGACUUUGUUAGAGGCUCAUUACCGAUUAGGACAUCCAUCUCUCCCAUUAAUGAAGCAAAUAAAUCCCCAAUUCAAUAAGAUGACCUCUUUACAAUGUGAGUCAUGUCAAUUUGCGAAACACCAUCGUACUAGCUUAAGCCCUCGAGUUAAUAAACGAGCCAAUGCUCCAUUUGACCUUGUUCACUCUGAUGUUUGGGGUGCUUGCACGGUUGUGUCUAAAGCUGGUUUUAAAUAUUUUGUUACCUUUGUUGAUUGACUAUUCUCGUAUGACAUGGCUAUAUUUCAUGAAACGUCGAUCUGAGUUGUUCACUCAUUUUUCUUCCUUUUGUGCUGAAAUUAAAACUCAGUUUAACAUUCCUGUUCGGGUGUUAAGAGGAGACAAUGCCCAAGAAUAUCUAUCUGUUACAUUUAAGUCAUGUAUGCUUCAGCAUGGCAUUAUGCAUCAAACUUCAUUCGUUGACACACCUCCUCAAAAUGGGGUUGCAGAACGAAAGAACCGACAUCUGUUAGAAACUACAAGGGCUCUUCUAUUCCAAAUGAAUGUACCUAAACUGUUUUGGGCUGAUGUCGUGUCUACUGCAUGUUUUUUGAUAAAUCGUAUGCCAUCUUCUGUUUUGAAUGGUAAAGCUCCUUAUCAUUGUCUAUUUCCAAACAAAGAGCUUUUUCCUAUCCCACCUAAAAUAUUUGGUUGCACUUGUUUUGUUAGAGAUGUUAAUCCUCAUCUUACAAAGCUAGAUCCCAAAUCAUUAAAAUGUAUUUUCUUGGGUUAUUCUCGAGUCCAAAAGGGGUAUAGAUGUUUUUGUCUGAGUACAGGUCGGUAUCUUGUUUCUAUUGAUGCAUCAUUUCACGAAAAUACACCUUUUUCAUCAUCUAAGGCAGAUAUUCAUGAGAAUAAUGAUGAUAUACUCAUUUACACGAUGACUAUUCCCGAGUCCACACUUUCGACAAGUAUUCCACAAGUUACUGUUCCUGACCUUAGGCCUCCUGUACACUUGGUAUACACCCGUCGACACAAAGCACCUGAUCACCCUCCACCGGCGACACCUGUGAUUAUUUAUCCUGAUACUAGUCUGACUUCGAUCUCAUGUCUUGAACCAGUACCUGCAUCAUCAGAUCUUGUCUCUACAUCAGAUCUUGACCUCCCAAUAGCACUACGUAAAGGUACACGAUCUUGUACUUAUCCUAUUUCUUCAUUUGUGUCGUAUAGUCAGUUAUCCCCUGCCUCAUGUUCUUUUAUUGCUUCCAUUGAUUCUAUUUCUGUUCCCAAAUCUGUUAAAGAGGCUUUGUCUCAUCCUGAAUGGCGUCAUGCCAUGAUAGAGGAAAUGAAUGCUUUGGAUCUUAAUGGUACUUGGGAUUUGGUAGACUUGCCUACAAGGAAAAAGUCUAUUGGAUGUAAGUGGGUCUUUGUUGUUAAGGUUAACCCAGACGGAUCUGUUGCUCGGUUGAAAGCCCGAUUAGUUGUGAAGGGUUAUGCUCAAACCUAUGGUGUUGAUUAUUCUGACACUUUUUCUCCAGUUGCUAAAUUAACAUCUGUCAGGUUACGUAUUUCUCUCGCUACAACUCAUGGUUGGCACUUACAUCAGUUGGACAUUAAAAAUGCAUUCCUGCACGGUGAUCUUCAGGAGGAAGUUUAUAUUGAGCAACCUCCGAGGUUUGUUGCUCAGGGGGAGUAUGCAAAAGUUUGUCGACUUAGCAAGUCUCUUUAUGGUUUGAAACAGAGUCUCCGUGCAUGGUUCGGGAAAUUCAGUCAAUCAAUUGAACGGUUUGGAAUGAUCAAAGGAAAAUCGGAUCACUCUGUAUUUUACAGACAAACGAAAGCAGGUAUCACAUUGCUUGUGGUGUAUGUUGAUGAUAUUGUGAAUACAGGGAGUGAUAAUGCAGGUAUUUUGGCCCUUAAGAAUUUUCUUCAUAGUCAAUUCCAGACGAAAGAUUUGGGCUCAUUGAAAUACUUCUUGGGGAUUGAGGUUACACGGAGUAAGAAAGGCAUAUUUCUAUCUCAACGUAAAUAUGUGCUUGACUUGCUAACUGAAAUAGGGAAAUUAGGGGCAAAACCGAGCAAUACUCCCAUGAUUCCCAAUGUGCAGCUCACUCAUGAAGGCGUGCCAUUUGAAGAUCCGGAAAGAUAUAGAAGGUUGAUUGGAAAGCUUAAUUAUCUCGCAGUUACCCGUCCAGAUAUUGCGUACUCAGUGAGUGUAGUAAGUCAAUAUAUGUCAUCUCCGACAGUUGAUCAUUGGAAUGCUGUAGAGCAUAUAUUAUGUUACUUGAAGGGGACACCAGGACGAGGUAUUGUUUAUCAAAAUCAUAAUCACAUGAGAAUAGAAUGCUUUGCAGAUGCUGAUUGGGCUGGAUCUAAAGAUGAUAGAAGAUCCACAUCUGGCUAUUGCGUCUUUGUUCGUGGUGAUCUCGUUUCUUGGAAAAGUAAGAAGCAGAAUGUGGUUUCUCGUUCGAGUGUUGAAACAAAAUAUCAGGCUACGGCACAAUCGGCAUGUGAGAUAAUCCGGAUAAACCAUUUAUUGAGUGAAAUCGGAUUGAAGACACCGAUGCCUGCUAAACUCUGGUGUGAUAACCAAGCUGCUAUACACAUUGCCAACAACCCAGUGUUUCAUGAGAGAACAAAACAUAUUGAGGUCGAUUGUCACUUUGUUCGAGAAAAAAUACAACAAGGAUUGAUCUCUACAGGAUUUGUGAAAACUGGAGAGCAGCUUGGGGAUUUGUUCACUAAAGCACUAAAUGGAAUUCGUGUUGGUUAUUUAUGUAACAAGUUGGGCAUGAUAAAUAUCUAUGCUCCAACUUGAGGGGGAGUGUGAAAGACAUUAGAAUAGAAUAUACUUUAUAAUAUGCUUUAGAAUAUUUUUCUAUCUUUAGAAUAUGCUUUAGAAUAUUUUAGGAAUAUACUCUAGGAUAUUAUUAUUGUAUAGAAUCUUAUAGGCAUAUUCUAUCUUUGUAAUGUAUAUAUAUAGGGACUUAACCCUCCAAUGAAAUACACAGAAAAUCUUUCUCUCCAUUCUUAAUAUCAUUGUGGUUUAUAUUUCAACAUCACCUAUCACAAACGCAUGGAAGUCAAUAAAUCGACUGCCUGAACACAAAGACAUGAAGUUCCUA
Messenger RNA from Cuscuta europaea, 4608 nucleotides. The record is from the annotation of a GenBank genome assembly. Lineage: Eukaryota; Viridiplantae; Streptophyta; Magnoliopsida; Solanales; Convolvulaceae.